Messenger RNA from Geodia barretti, 2871 nucleotides. The record is from the annotation of a GenBank genome assembly. NCBI's taxonomy places the organism in Eukaryota, Metazoa, Porifera, Demospongiae, Tetractinellida, Geodiidae.
AUGGGAGGGAUUGAGAUGCACUGCAUCAAAUGGCUCGUUUUUUCCUGCGCGGUAUUCUUUGCUGUUUUCCUAACAGACGAGGUGCGGGCACAGCACGCGCCACCAGAUGGAACAGACGCAAGUUCUGCUGACGAGUCCCAAUUUCUCAGCAGUAUCCGACAGCUCACUUAUGACGGAAAGCGUGCUGGUGAGGGGUAUUUCUCCGAAGACGGCAAUGCGCUCAUCUUCCAAAGUGAGCGCGAAGCGGAUAAUCCGUUCUAUCAAAUCUAUCUUUUAGACCUACUGACAGGCGAUACGCACCGUGUCUCACCCGGUAUGGGGAAGACAACUUGUGCUUUCUUCCGUCCAGGGACCGAUGAAGUGCUUUACGCUUCGACCCAUCACGAUGCUUUUGCGAAAGCAAAACAGGAAGAGGAGCUGAAAUUCCGGGCAUCGGGAAAAGAAAGACGCUACAGUUGGGAUUACGAUGAAAAGAUGGACAUCUUCUCGUCAAACCGAGAUGGUAGUAACCUCAAACAACUGACAAACGCGCCCGGCUAUGAUGCUGAAGCCUCAUAUUCGCCUGAUGGCAAACGUAUCGUUUUCUGUUCGCUCCGGAACGCAUAUCCCAAAAGUCAACUCUCCCCAAAGGACCUGAAGCAGCUGGAAGUCGAUCCCGCCUAUUUCGGCGAAAUUUAUAUCAUGAACGCCGACGGAUCCGAUCAAAUUCAAUUAACGGAUUCUCCGGGCUACGAUGGUGGUCCUUUCUUUACACCCGAUGGGCAGUAUAUCGUUUGGCGACACUUCACACCUGACGGCAGCGAAGCCGACAUCUACACAAUGCGGAUAGAUGGUUCAAGUGUGCGGCGACUCACCGAUUUCGAUAGUAGACAUGAGCCAGUUCGUGUUACCACAACCGAUGGGUUUGACGGACUACCUGUCUUUUCACCGGAUGGCAGCCGUCUGUGCUGGACCUCGACUCGGAACAGCCAAGAGGUUUCGCAACUUUACCUCGCCGACUGGAAUCACGAAGUCGCACUGAAGGCAGUUACAUCGGCACCAAGGAGCCACAACUCACCCAGGCAUCCGGUCCAAACGGUUUCCGACUCCGAAUCCUUUAAAAAAACGAAUAUCCGUCAACAUAUUGAAUUUCUUGCUGACGAUGCGCUUGAAGGUAGGAUGACCGGUUCAGAAGGCGCGAAACGCGCAGCGGAGCAUAUCGCCACCCAAUUUGAAGAACUUAAUCUCAAACCUAUCGGUGAUGAAACGAGUUACUUCCAAACCUUUGAGUUCACUGCGGGUAGACGGAUCAUAUCUGAAGAAAACCGGUUCCACAUCACACGUCAGAUGCAUGGUGCUGAACAGGAGUUAGCGUACAGCGUGGAACAAGAUUUUCAGCCGCUCUCUUUCUCUCGUAACGGGGUCGUUGAAGGUGAAGUCGUCUUUGUUGGGUAUGGGUUAUCAGUCCCCGGUGAGUUAGGUGAAGGUUAUGACGCUUAUGCGGGGUUAGAUGUGAAGGACAAAAUAGUCGUCGCACUUCGCUAUGUUCCCGAAGAGGUAGCACCCGAACGCCGCCAGCAACUGAAUCGGUAUGCGGGGCUCCGAUACAAGGCGAUGCAAGCACGGGAGCAUGGGGCAAAGGCGUUUCUUGUUGUCGCCGGACCAAACUCGCCAAAUGCAGGCAAGUUGAUUCCGCUUGACUUCGACAGUAGCCUCGCAGAUUCGGGCAUUGUCACUGCGUCAAUAAGUGAUACCGUCGCGAAUGCACUCUUUGCCCCAUCCGGCAAGGACCUGAAAGAGGUUCAGUCCGGACUUGAUGUAGAGAAUCCACAUUUCCUUGGACAAUUUCCGUUACCCGAUGUCAAGAUUAAAAUCGUCGUUUCGGUUGAGAAAGUUAAGAAAACCGAUCAGAAUGUCAUCGCGCUUCUCCCAUCACCGCAAUUAACAGAUGACACCGAGUACAUCAUUAUCGGUGCACACUACGAUCAUAUCGGCUACGGUGAAAUCGGUUCAUUGGCGCGGAAGGAUGAGGAGGGACAGAUUCAUAAUGGCGCAGAUGAUAAUGCCUCCGGCACCGCUGUCGUUUUAGAAUUGGCGGCGACACUCAGCGAAGCGUCCCAAGAAUAUCCCGAAAAAUUUAACAGAGGCGUUAUCUUCGCACUCUGGUCGGGAGAGGAACUUGGACUCAUCGGGUCCACCCACUUUGUCAACCAUCCCGUUAUCCCUUUAGAGAAAGUAGUGGCGUACGUCAAUUUCGAUAUGGUGGGACGACUCCGUGACAACAAACUCAUCUUGCAAGGUGUCGGCUCGUCAUCUGUGUGGACGAAACUCAUUGAAAAGCGGAAUGUCCCCAUCGGUUUCAAUCUAACAUUACAGACCGAUCCGUAUCUGCCAACAGACGUGACUGCCUUCUAUCCGAAAGAGGUGCCGGUGCUCAGCUUCUUCACAGGCGGACACGAAGACUAUAAUCGUCCAACGGAUGAUAUAGAAACACUCAAUUAUGACGGGCUUGAACGGAUCUCUAAAUUAGCGCACGGCAUUGUUUUAGAUGUCAUUAGUAUCCUUGAACGUCCGGAAUAUCUCCAGGUCGAACGGAGCCAGUCAGAAGGUGGGAGUCGCGAUACGCUGCGUGCCUAUCUUGGCACGAUUCCUGACUAUACAACGGAAGGCACUGGUGUUAAACUCUCUGGUGUUCGCGCCGGUGGUCCCGCUGAUAAAGCCGGUUUGAAGGGUGGCGAUGUUAUUGUGGAAUUUGGAGGGCAGCAGAUCGCUAACAUCUACGACUACACCUAUGCCCUUGAUGCUGUGAAAAUUGGAGAACCGGUCGAAGUUGUUGUUUUACGAGAUGGAAAACAGGUAAAACUGACGGUUACGCCUGAGGCGCGGGAAUGA